AUACCACAUCGAACAUUUACGCUGUUUCUUUAUUUGCUUUGCCACGGUCUUGCUCUCAGACUGGCUCGGCAAUUUUUUGUAAAUGGCGCUUUUCAAGAAGUUUAGCAGAGAAGACGUUUCAAAUCUUAGCCAAGUAAAAUCUUCAGUGGCACGAGGCAUACGAGCCGCCGUUUGCGAGACGUACCCCUAUCUGGAGCAAACAGACGUAAUUGAAACGCUUAUACCUAAAAAGGAAUCGGUAUACCUGGGUAAAUGCGGCCAUGUCCAGCUCUGCGUCAUCAACGGCAACAUCCUGUUCUUCCAGGAACGCGACGGGCCCUGGCUGCCCACACUCCGAGUACUCCACCAAUAUCCGGCGAUGAUGAAGCGACUGCGCACGGACAAGGGGGCCAUAAAGUUCGUGCUCAGCGGGGCCAACAUAAUGUGCCCGGGAUUGACUCACCCCGACGCCACAAUUCACGAUGAGGGCGAUGUGGGCACGCCGGUGGCCAUCUACGCCUGCGGGAAGGAGCACGCCAUGGCGGUCGGGGUGCUGCAGAUGUCCACUGCGGAUAUCCGGGCGGUCAACAAGGGCAUCGGGGUGGACAACUUGCAUCAUCUCAACGACGGUUUGUGGAAGAUGCCAAGCCUGAACUAAGGUAUCAUCAAAGACAUGUUCACCCAAGACAUGCAACCU
Molecule: messenger RNA, 676 nt
Organism: Volvox carteri f. nagariensis
Lineage: Eukaryota; Viridiplantae; Chlorophyta; Chlorophyceae; Chlamydomonadales; Volvocaceae
Exons: 5
Coding region: 83-637 (184 amino acids)
Biological process (GO): formation of translation preinitiation complex
Molecular function (GO): RNA binding
Source: RefSeq, a predicted model, not a curated record